Molecule: messenger RNA, 4547 nt
Organism: Lacerta agilis (Sand lizard)
Lineage: Eukaryota; Metazoa; Chordata; Lepidosauria; Squamata; Lacertidae
Gene: SLITRK1
Product: SLIT and NTRK like family member 1
Exons: 1
Coding region: 1089-3164 (691 amino acids)
Biological process (GO): axonogenesis; positive regulation of synapse assembly; regulation of presynapse assembly
Cellular component (GO): glutamatergic synapse; postsynaptic density membrane; GABA-ergic synapse
Molecular function (GO): protein binding
Source: RefSeq, a predicted model, not a curated record
CCCCGUCUCUCUCUCUCUGCGCCCCCUCUUUCUUCAGCAUUCCCUCAGCAGAUGGAUUUUUGCCACUGCGGCUCAGCAGAGGGUGUCAGAUCUUUCCGAGUGCACCAGGCUGGAAAGAGCAGAACCUCUUAGCAACUCCUGCCUUAUGUGCGUGAAUGAGUGAGUAACUGUGCAGCUCUGAAGACGGGAGAGGGGGGGGAGAGAGAGAGAGAGAGAGAGAGAGAGAGCGCAGGGGAAGACAGGAGAAGCCGAGAGAGAGAGAGAACGCGAGGCAACGCGGUAAGGGGGAGAAAUGGACAGACCAAAAACGCAGCGAUUGCAGAAUUUUUGCAGCGCCAUUGGUUCGGCAGCCAGUCGUUAGGUUGGGGCGUGAUUUCAGCACCAAGGGGGACUGGACAGCACCCAGAGAGGGGUCUCCUGGGCAUCCAGCGGCGACGGCAGCAACAGCAGCAGGGAUCCCAGAAGCCGGCUUUGCACGAGAGAAAAAAGCAAGGUCAGUCCGAAGCCAAGCCAUGCACACGGGCCGCUCCUGCCGCUGCGCUCCCGGCUCCUCCGCGCUCCUCCUGCCUAUGCAGCGGCUGCUGCUGCCAAUUGCUAGCCAGAUCGUUCCUUAACGCCGAGGCGGCCGGAGAUCGACUUCGCUUUCUUCUUUUUUGGGGGCGGGUGCCCCCCCUCUGAGGGUGGAGGUUAUGAAGGGGGGUCUCCUACUUCCCCCCCUUCCUGUGCCUCGCAGUACGUGCCUGGAUAGUUUGUGGAUAUGAUCGCUGACUGGAGUCCGGGCUGUUGCAGUGUUUUGGGGGGGAGAGAGGGCUAAGAGGAGACCAGGCAGCGCCCCCCACAUCCUCCGAUUCUCUCCCCUCCCCAUUUCAUUCCUCCCUACCCAGCACGAUCUCUCUCUCUUUCUUUCUCUCUCUCUCUCUCUGUUUUUCUGGCUUUUGCCCCCUAUCCUCCCCCUCCCCCUCUUUUUUUUUGGCAUCGGUUCGGACACUCCAUGCCUGGAAGGAACUUGACGGCGUGAGAGGGGAGAAUUUCCGCCUUGCCGUUUCCUCUGUGUGCUCCAGCUCGGGGAUGACUCGCUCGGUUUAAAAAUGCUGCUUUGGAUUCUGCUGCUGGAGACGUCUCUUUGUUUCGCUGCCGGGAAUGUUACAGGGGACGUUUGCAAAGAGAAGAUCUGCUUGUGCACCGAGAUCGAGGGCGACUUGCACGUCGACUGCGAGAAGAAAGGCUUCACCAGCCUGCAACGCUUCUCGGCCCCCACUUCCCAGUUCUACCAUUUGUUCCUGCACGGCAAUUCCCUCACUCGCCUUUUCCCCAAUGAGUUCGCUAACUUUUACAAUGCAGUCAGCUUGCACAUGGAAAACAACGGCUUGCACGAGAUCGUGCCGGGGGCUUUCCUGGGGCUGCAGCUGGUGAAGCGGCUGCACAUCAACAACAACAAGAUCAAAUCGUUUCGCAAGCAGACCUUCCUGGGCUUGGACGAUCUGGAAUACCUCCAGGCUGAUUUUAAUUUAUUGAGGGAUAUUGACCCGGGGGCCUUUCGGGACUUAAACAAGCUGGAGGUGCUGAUUUUAAACGACAACCUCAUCAGCGUUUUGCCUGCCAACGUGUUCCAGUACGUGCCCAUCACCCACCUGGACCUGCGGGGCAACCGCCUGAAAACCUUGCCUUACGAGGACGUGCUUGAGCAGAUCCCGGGCAUUGCUGAGAUUCUGCUAGAGGAUAACCCUUGGGACUGCACGUGCGACCUGCUCUCGUUGAAAGAAUGGCUGGAGAACAUCCCCAAGAACGCCUUGAUCGGCCGGGUGAUUUGUGAAGCCCCUACGAGGUUGCAGGGCAAGGAUCUAAACGAGACCACGGAGCAGGAGUUGUGCAGGAAAAACCGAGUGGAUUCCAGCCUGGCUGCUCCUCCUGCGGAAGAGGAGACGUGCGAUCCCGGGCCCAUCCCGACCCCCUUUAAGAUCCAUGGCAAGGAAGACCCUGCCACCCCGGGCUCUGCUCCUCACGGAGGUACAAAGAUCCCGGUGAACUGGCAGAUUAAGACUAGACCUACAGCUGCCGGCUCUACCAUCAACGUGAAAGGCAAGUCCUCCAGCAGUACACCUUGUCCUGCCACCUGCGUCUGCCACCAGAUCCCAGGAGGAUUCAAGGUGAAUUGCAACGACGGCAACGUCAGCAGCCUGGUGGAUCUGAAACCCAAGCCCUCCAGCGUGCACGAGCUCUUCCUGAGGGGCAACAAAAUCCACACCAUUCGAAAAUCCCAUUUUGUGGAUUACCGCAAACUCAACCUGUUGGACUUGGGCAACAACAACAUCGCCACCAUGGAGAACAACACCUUCAAGAACCUUUUGGAGCUGGUGUGGCUCUACAUGGACAAUAACUAUUUGGACACACUCUCUAGGGAGAAGUUCAAUGGACUGCAGAACCUGGAAUACCUAAACAUGGAAUUUAAUGUCAUCCAGCUCAUCAUGCCAGGGACAUUUAAUGCCAUGCCCAAGCUGAGGGUUCUCAUCUUGAAUAACAACCUUCUGAGGUCCCUCCCUGUUGAUGUCUUUGCUGGGGUCUCCCUCUCCAAACUCAGCAUCCACAACAACUAUUUCCCUUACCUACCAGUGGCAGGGGUGCUGGACCAGCUCACCUCCAUCACCCAAAUAGACCUGCAUGACAACCCAUGGGACUGUAAGUGCCCCAUUGUCCCUUUCAAACAGUGGGUGGAGAUGUUGCGACCCAAGGUGAUGAUGAGUGACUUGAGAUGCGAGACCCCGGAAGAAUUCUUCAAGGAGGACUUUGAAUCCCUCUCCAAUGAGGCCAUUUGCCCUCAACUCAAGGUCUUGCCCACCUUGACUUCCUCCCAUAAGAACAGCACUGGCUUGGCCGAGACUGGGACACAUUCCAACUCCUACCUGGAGACUAGCAGGGUCUCCAUCUCGGUGCUGGUGCCUGGCCUUUUGCUGGUCUUCGUCACCUCUGCAUUCACAGUGGUGGGCAUGCUGGUCUUUAUCUUGAGGAACCGGAAGCGCUCAAAGAGGAGGGAUGCCAACUCCUCAGCCUCGGAGAUCAACUCCUUACAGACAGUCUGCGACUCAUCCUACUGGCAUAAUGGACCCUACAAUGCAGAUGGAGCCCAUCGGGUAUAUGACUGUGGCUCUCACUCCCUAUCAGACUGAGACAGCAGACUGGGGAAAUACAAAUACAAAAACAAAAAACCAUUAAAAUUUUAAAUCAUAUUAUGGGCAAUCAGUUCAAGCUCAGCAGCUAGCAACCUCAACUUCCCUCCAGUGGCUCAAAGCUCCCUUUUCCUGAUCUGUGCAUUGCUGUCUCGUCCGCUGAUGUGAAUGGACCACAACAUGGGAUGGGGCAUUGCCCACCUUAAAGCUACCUUCUGGUGAAAAAUCACCUACCCACUCACUCACCAAACUGGGGAGAAAUGCUGUGAGUGGAGGCCUGCUUCCCCCCCCCUUUUGGCCAAGCCUUCAACUUGAGGCUGUGCUUGGUGUAAAAAUGUGCACUGCAUAGGCAAUGGCAAGGAAAGAAAGGAAAGAUAGAAUGAUCCAGUCAAAGAGGAUGGCUCAACUUAGGGGUUAAAAAGAGAGUGAGAGAGUAAAUAAGAACACACUCUUCUGCAAGGUGACCUAUGACCAGGUGGAUCUAUGGGCCCUGUGUGUGUAUGUGUGUGCUGGGGAGACAAGGGCUCCCCCUGGCGCCCUCCCCAUUGCAAACAAAGCAAGAGUGUCCAGUUGCACGAAGGCAUGAAUGUAUUGUAAAUAAAUGACUCUGAUCUAAACAAACAGACAAACAAACCCAAGUUGCUGCAUGGUUCGCAUGGAUACAAACCACCCAGGGACGCUUCAGCCCCCAAUGGAAGCAGCGUCCAGUUCACCUCGUCCUCCCUCUUACCUGAUAAGUUCCAUCAUAUCAAACUUUCUAUAUAAAAAAUACAGUAUAAUAAGAAUAAAAAAGUGCCAUUUUGCCAUUAUUUUUGUGUGAUUGCUAGGCAGUAGAGAUCGUCCUUUUACUGUGAAACAAACAAGGAAAAAAUGUAAAGAUUUUAUUUAAGACAUGUUUGCAUGGCUAUACGCUCAUGGGUUUCAGGUUUUGCGUUUGGGGGUGUAGGAAAAUGAAUUACUUUGUUGGGUGGAUUUUUUCUGUUUGGGGGAGGGAGGAGGGGGCCAGUUUGCUUCUGGUUAUUUUUGAGUUUCCUUUGGAAAUUAACAUCUCCAAUAAUGCCUUUCCAUCUGAAUGUAAAAAAAAAAAAAAAAAAUACCCUCAGCAUUUUCUCUGAUGAUUAAAAGUGUUAAGCUAUUUUUUAAAAAAACAAAGACAUCCCAAGCAGUUAAGCAUGUUCAAUUAAUGCCACUUGAGUGCUUAAGCUGCAAAGUUGAAUGGGAGUAAGAUUUUUUUGUGUGUGUGCUCUUGUAAAUCACACUCUUAAAAACUGGAGGGAGAGAAAAAAUCUGAGCUGAGGAGAACGCAAGCGAGACUUAAUUAAUUAUAUUCGAGGAUUUUAUAAUGGCAUAUUUUUCCAGUAUUAAAGUGAAAAUGUUUUCAAA